Molecule: messenger RNA, 786 nt
Organism: Stereum hirsutum FP-91666 SS1
Lineage: Eukaryota; Fungi; Basidiomycota; Agaricomycetes; Russulales; Stereaceae
Exons: 4
Coding region: 1-786 (261 amino acids)
Source: RefSeq, a predicted model, not a curated record
AUGAUCCUACACCGCUCAAGUCAGCUCCAAGCCUCGAUCGGGCACGGUAUAUGGAAGGCAGGACUCGAGGAGACGGUGGGGGGGAAGGUGGGGGCGGACCGAAUGGGGGAAAGGAUAGGAAGGAUACUUACCGCGUGUGAGACAAAGAACGUAGCCGGGUCGUAUAUCGAGCUCGAGCGCAAACGUCGAUCACCCGAUCUCCGACUCGAAAACGACGCACUGGCUCGCCCCGCCGAUGAUGAAAUUUGCUAUAACGCGCACGGGGACGAGUUUGGUGACGACGAGGAGGAGAGCGGGAUGGGGGGGACGAAGGUGAAGGCUGAGGGACAGGAGCAAGUUGAGCCACCGAAAGCAGUGGCAGCUGAAGAGCCUCGAAAAGAGUACAAGCAGACAAUAACUCACGCGACUCGCGCCUGGCGUCUGCAACGAGGCAAUACACUGGCGUCUCCCGAAAAAAGCUCAACCAUCGAUCCAGCACGGCGCCCUCAGACCUCGCAUAGACCGGCCACUCUUCCUCGGGGGACCUGGGGAGACCAUAUUGCGAUGCUCGGGACGUCCGCGACGAUGUGCAAGGCGAGGAGCACGGGGCAGGUUACUGGAUUGAGCGGGUACGACGUCGUAGAAGACUGGUUGGGUGGCGGCAGGGCAAGGGUUGUGGGAGCUGAAAGCAGGAAUUGGUCGUGCAGGGCGCUUAGCGCACGGAGUCGGAAGGAUGGCCGGGGUGGCAAACACAGCUCGCGGGAGGCUUGCAAUGUUCCGUCGCAGAGGAAUCGAUGGCGAGUGUAG